Penicillium subrubescens is the source of this 1509-nucleotide messenger RNA. RefSeq lists its product as uncharacterized. Gene Ontology annotation, molecular function: hydrolase activity, acting on carbon-nitrogen (but not peptide) bonds. The transcript has 4 exons. Bases 1 to 1509 code for a protein of 502 amino acids. The record is from RefSeq and is a predicted model, not a curated record. Lineage: Eukaryota; Fungi; Ascomycota; Eurotiomycetes; Eurotiales; Aspergillaceae.
AUGCAAAUGGACAACAAGCUAUCGUAUAUCCUCUUAAGGGGAGGGACACUACUCAUACAUGACGAACAUGACCAUGUCAUUCCGAAGAAAUCCGAUCUGUUGAUUCAAAAUGACCGUAUCUCUCGAAUUGAUGAUGAUAUUCAGCCUCCGCCAGGAACCCAGAUAAUUGACUGUGCAGACAGCCUGGUCUCCCCUGGAUUCAUUGAUACCCACAGACAUUUGUGGCAAUCUCAACAGAAAGGUCUCCAUUGUGAUCAAAUAUUACUAGAUUACUACCAUUCCGGUACAGUCAAGCCACAUGAUGUCUUCUGCGGUGUUCUGGCGAGCUGUAUGGAGGCAAUCGAUUCCGGAACAACUACUGUUGUUGAUCAUGCACAUGUCAAUUACUCUUCCCAGCAUAACGAAGAGGCAAUCCGCGGGCAAAUUGCCUCAGGCAUUCGAUCUGUGUACUGUUACUGUGUGCACCCACGCGUCUCCACUUGGCAGCCAGAACUCAAACUCGAUCAUGAUAUCUGUCUCGACACAGAAAUGAACAAUUUCCGGAAACUAGCUCAUGAACAACCAUUUGGUCCUAAUGGAAGGGCCAGACUCGGUUUCGCGAUCGAUACGAUGUUUGUUCAACCGAAAGUGCUAAAAGACGCUUUCAACGAAGCCCGUGAACAUGGAGUGCACUUGAUCACAUCUCAUAUAACUCGAGUAAGCAUGAUGGACAACAUGCCAUCCGCUGUGGCAAUACUGAACGACAACGGACUUCUCGGGCCUGAUGUCUUGCUGUCUCAUGGUAAUAACAUUACACGAGAGGAGCUGCAGUGGAUUGAAACUGCAGGUGUCCAUCUUUCGAGUACCCCCUUGUCAGAAGUACAGAUGGGCCACGGUUAUCCGAUCUGCCUCGAACCAGACUUUUUACCACUCUCAUCCAUUGGCACCGAUUCUAAUAGCAUCUGUACUUCAUCCAUACCUGCGCAGGCAAGCACGGCCCUGCAGACUACGCGCGCGCGGCAGAUGGCAGAAAAUAUGAAGAAUGGCACCUGGGACGGCACCAUAGGUCCUAAAGCCGAGGAUGCGUUCAAUCUUGGCACGAUACUUGGAGCGCGGGCUAUCAGCCUUGGAGACGAGAUUGGGAGUCUUACGGUGGGAAAGAAGGCGGACAUUGUGAUCUUCCAAGGUCAAACGCCGACAAUGACUCCCGCCAGUGACGUUGAUCCUAUCGCAGCUAUUAUACUCCACAGCUCGGUGCGGGAUGUCCGAACAGUCAUUGUCGACGGUGUCAUUCGCAAAGAGAAUGGCUAUCUCUGCAAAAUUGACAUCCCUGCUGAUAUCACAGAAAAUGCUAGGAACAGCUCUAGUGGACAGAAGCUCUUUGAGUGGAAAGAUGUUGCAAAACUUCUGAGAGACAGCCGCUUGAGAUUGGAGGCAGUCAAAACUACGAUUUGUGAUGAGGACUCGGCACGGAAUGGUCUGAUAAGGUCAUUUUUGGAAGCAAUGAUGCACGCAAACAGAACAACAUGA